AUGAGCACGUCAUCAAACUUGCAGUAUGAUGAAAUACCGAAGAAAUACAUAGACCCAUCGACUCCGAAGGAUAAAAGUGAAGGGUCAAGAGUAAAUGGCAAAGAUUGGAAAAUCAAAAAGGAUGCCUUCCGAGUCAAGACCUUGGGAGUGUCAAAGCCAAAGAGCAAAAACUCGUACAAGGAAAGAGAACAGAAAAAACUACAGGAACAGCAGUACAAGGCCAGGUUGAAGGAGUUGAAAGAGGAGAAGGAGUCCAUGAAGAAGGCCAAAAUCGACGAGUUGAAGCGCAGGCGAGAGAUCAAGGCGGAAAAGGAACGGUACGAGAAGAUGGCAGCAAAGAUGCAUGCGAAGAAAGUGGAGAGGAUGAAGAAGAGAGAAAAGAGGAACAAAAUGUUGAAGGAGCGUUGA
Lodderomyces beijingensis is the source of this 408-nucleotide messenger RNA. Lineage: Eukaryota; Fungi; Ascomycota; Pichiomycetes; Serinales; Debaryomycetaceae. The record is from the annotation of a GenBank genome assembly.